AUGAGAGGAACAAAAAAAGAGAAGGCGGGCGAGACGCCAGCCAGGGUCCCGCCAGCUCCUGGGAACCUGAGGGCGUCCGCAGAGCCACAGAGAGACGAUCCAGGACGGGAACCAUCGCUGGAAUCAUGCACAGCCCGGGUGUGCAGGAUCUGGUCCAACUCGCUGUGCAGCACGAUGGGAGCCUUUGGUGACAAGGUGAGGGCCCAGUGGACCUGUGAGGAUCACACCUUUGAAGGCUCAGUCAUUGAUCAUUAUGACAGCUUGAGGCCCCCCCAACCUGAGUCUCCUAACAGCUAUGAUGAGGACCAAAAUCCUGAGGAGGAUGACUAUGACCCCUACGGACCCGUCCCCACUCACGUCACCAUGAUCACAGAGGACGCCUACCCUUACAUCACCACCACAGAGUCCCACUACGCCAAGAAGGAUAAGGUGGGCCGGAAGAAGGUACCAUUCAAGCACCAAGGACCUGAGACAGAUUCCUCUGAAGAGUCGGGGGGUGACGCAGCCCUUGGCGAGGAGGGUCCCACAGAGUGUGACUGUGAACCUGGAGAGCCUGGGUUCGCUGGUUUUGCUGGACCGAAGGGCUCCCGAGGCCUGCAGGGUAAAACGGGAGGGCCAGGACAUCAAGGCAGAGAGGGUUACAAAGGAAGUAAAGGAGUGCAGGGAAGACGAGGAGGCGCUGGACCAGUGGGUGAUGCUGGACCCGAAGGUGAAGAAGGAGGUUCUGGUUUCUCAGGAGCCAUGGGAGAACCAGGACUUUUAGGAACCAUGGGUGAGCGUGGAGAACCUGGUUCAAAGGGUGACAUCGGCAUGGAGGGACCGCGAGGAGGGGUCGGAGUCCCUGGUAACACUGGCCCUGGCGGUGAUGCUGGAACACCAGGAUCGCGAGGAGGUAAAGGUACCAAGGGAUCCUUUGGAGAAGAGGGCAAAGUGGGCCCUCAAGGGCCUGAUGGACGAAAGGGUCAGACUGGAGGACCAGGGUUCCGAGGGGACGUUGGUGAUAGAGGCUACAACGGUUAUCCGGGACAGACGGGAGACCGUGGGCCUGCUGGACCAAAGGGCAGUAGAGGUUUUGAUGGCAUUCCAGGCAGUGACGGCGACCCCGGAGAAGAUGGUCCCAUUGGUGUCCCGGGACUGAUGGGAGAGCCAGGUUCCUUUGGGGCCAAGGGCAGCAAAGGAGAUCGCGGCUUCAGAGGACCUCGAGGCAGAGUGGGCUCUGUGGGUCCUGGAGGAGAGCAAGGAGACGCUGGAAUACCGGGCAAGCCUGGACCAAAGGGCCUGCAGGGCCCCAUUGGGGCCAAAGGUGAGACUGGACCGGAUGGCGAGACGGGUGCAAAGGGAAGGAAAGGCAUAAAAGGUCAUAAAGGACAGAAGGGCGCUGUUGCUGACAGGGGGGACAAAGGACAGCGUGGACCAAAAGGUGCAGCUGGACGGACCGGAGAUGUAGGCCCAGUGGGUCCGCCCGGCAUCCCUGGGACCCGAGGAACCCGCGGCCCUAUAGGAGACCCUGGUGUCAAAGGCCAAGCUGGACCUAAAGGAGUGCAAGGUCCCAUUGGUGCCGGUCUGACCGACGAGCAGGUACUGCAGCUCUGCCGAGGCGUGGUCACGGCCCAGAUCUCUCAGUAUGCCUCCUCCAUCCGGGCCAAGUGCUCGCAGGGCUGCCCCAUCAACAACCGAACACUUAUUGGGCCCCCAGGAGCCAAAGGCCCCCCGGGACCACCUGGCAAAACGGGUAAAGCAGGAAAAGCUGGAUCCAAAGGAGCCCGAGGUGCUCAGGGAGACCGAGGCCUGGAGGGAGAGAAAGGAGCGCAGGGCGACCGAGGCAAAAAGGGUCCUAAAGGUGUUGCCGGUCAGGCGGGAAAAGGCUUCCCAGGACUUGAUGGACCACAAGGGGCCACCGGUUUUCCGGGUGAGCCUGGAGUGGCCAAAAACGGCAUGGAGGGUCCACACGGUCCCCGGGGCUUCCCGGGUCCCGUGGGUAUUCCCGGGAUGCUUGGAAAUGCUGGUGUUCCGGGUUUCUGUGAGGCUCGAGACUGCAGCAUCCAUGCGCCGGUGAUGCGCAAAGAGCAGGGCCUGGUCAAAGGACCCAGCAGCUCCCACAUUUGAACUCCGGCAGGCCAGGGAUGAAAAAGUCGGGAGGGUCUCAUGGUGACAAGGUCAAAGUUCAUCUUUGUGAACAUUCCAGCUGAGCAGGCAGAUGAAGAAGCUGACUUUUUAUUUCAUUAUUAGAAUUACAUUAUUUAUGUUUUGCUGUUGAAAACAAAAUAGAGUCCAUUGGG
Molecule: messenger RNA, 2279 nt
Organism: Doryrhamphus excisus (bluestripe pipefish)
Lineage: Eukaryota; Metazoa; Chordata; Actinopteri; Syngnathiformes; Syngnathidae
Source: RefSeq, a predicted model, not a curated record